Molecule: messenger RNA, 908 nt
Organism: Leptomonas pyrrhocoris
Lineage: Eukaryota; Euglenozoa; Kinetoplastea; Trypanosomatida; Trypanosomatidae
Exons: 1
Coding region: 165-908 (247 amino acids)
Source: RefSeq, a predicted model, not a curated record
GGCAGUUCAACUUCGCCACGCACUUCCUCGCCUACCUUGUGAGAACACCGUCCUUCGAGGCAUUUGUUGCCCUGCCUGUUGGCGGCUUCGUUGUCCUGCUGCGAAGGAUACGUCCUCGAAUUGAAUCGACAAAGAAAGAAAAAGGAGCGGAGGGUGACGUGAUCAUGAAGGUGCUCGCCAGCUUCAGCGGCUCAACAUUCGGCAGCAAAGCGGAAGGAAAGCCCACAGCCGCAGAUGGCUCCGCAGAGGCGGCGGAUGAACAAUACAAGGAGGCAAUGCGGCAGCACAAGAAGGCCAUGGAAAAGCUUCGGAGCUGCGCGGACAGCCUCACCAAGGCGCUGGCAGGUCUAGCGAAGUCCUUCCAACGUUUUGCGGCAGAAACGCGCGCCCCCGUCGUCAUCCAAGCCAGCGGGGCCCUCGUGCGGGGGGUAGAGGAGGUGCGCGACGGGACGGUACUCGAUGCGCUGCGGCAGCAAAUCAGCAUGUCGCUCUCCUCUCGUUUUCGGACGACUGCGCUCGAGCACGCGGAGUUGGAGGGCAGCCGGAAACGGAAGACAAAGGCGGGCAGAGCGCUCGCCGAGGCGCGGAGUCAAUGCGCAAAGCUACGCCUGAGAAAAGACGGGGAUGAGAGGUGCGAGAUGAUCUACCUGGCUGCGGCGCAGAGGUGCGACGAGCAGGAGAUCGAGUGCAGUCGUCUGACGGCAGAGUUGGAAGAUGCACGGUGCGAGUUCACCCAGAAUUUGGGUCUGCGUGUGUACGAAGACAUGACGCUUGUGACGACGAAGCUGCACGAACUGCUCUCUUCGCUUUCUUAUCAGUAUCGCAAGUGUGAGGAGCAUCUGAAGGCACACCCCGUGCCGGGGUUCGUAGACGUGGCGGCGUUAAAGCGAAACGAGAAGGAGCACUAG